AUGGUUGUUAACAUUAAGAUUUGGUCAUGUAUUUAUGUCAGAAACUGGUACUUCAGCGGUGAAAUAACGGGUCAGUCCAAACCAAUUAAUUCGUGUGAUUUCCGUCCUAGUCGUCCAUUUAGAAUAGUGACUGGUAGUGAAGACAACACAAUUGGUGUUUUUGAAGGCCCGCCAUUUAAGUUUAAGAUGACCAAACAAGAACCUCGAGAUUUGUUCAGGCAGUACGUUUUUCACCCAAUGGUAAUUUUUUUCGCAUCAGCAGGUUUUGACGGUAAAGUGUUCUUGUAUGAAGGUACUAAUGCUGAUCUUGUUGCUGAAAUUGGUAAUCCAGCACAUAAAGGAGGAGUUUAUGGAGUUGCUUGGAGUGCUGAUAGUACACGUCUAUUACGUCUUCUGGCGAUAAAACUGUAA
Messenger RNA from Rhopalosiphum maidis (corn leaf aphid), 411 nucleotides. Its product is annotated as actin-interacting protein 1-like. Gene Ontology annotation, cellular component: cortical actin cytoskeleton. NCBI's taxonomy places the organism in Eukaryota, Metazoa, Arthropoda, Insecta, Hemiptera, Aphididae. The transcript has 4 exons. The record is from RefSeq and is a predicted model, not a curated record. Gene Ontology annotation, biological process: positive regulation of actin filament depolymerization; locomotion; sarcomere organization. The coding region runs from base 1 to 411 and encodes 136 amino acids. Gene Ontology annotation, molecular function: actin filament binding.